Molecule: messenger RNA, 1601 nt
Organism: Melanaphis sacchari
Lineage: Eukaryota; Metazoa; Arthropoda; Insecta; Hemiptera; Aphididae
Gene: nSMase
Product: putative neutral sphingomyelinase
Exons: 7
Coding region: 459-1601 (380 amino acids)
Cellular component (GO): cytoplasm
Molecular function (GO): sphingomyelin phosphodiesterase activity
Source: RefSeq, a predicted model, not a curated record
GCCACGGACAUAUUUACAUAAUAUUUAAUUUAUAAAUCUGUGGAACAACCACAAGUAACAUUUAGAGGUAGCUGAUAAGCAAAGUUUAAAGCACGUACUAAGCUUAAAUAAACCUUGACUGAUAAGUGCUCUGUUCGACAGUUAUCACCAUAAGUGUUUUGUACUCUUUUAUCGUUGUACAUGAUGUUUGGCAUUAGUUAUUAUUGUUAUUAAUUGUUAAUUCUUUUCUAUAUUCCAGAAUUAUUAUUUUUUUUCUGUGUUUUAGAACUAUUAACAUCAUUUUUGAUUUCCAUUUAGUUUAAUUACUCACUCUACCAAAUUUAAUUAACAUUAUAAGUCUGAAAUUAACUGUAAAUUUAAGUUUUAUUUAAUUACUUUUAAGUAAUUUAAGCGUUUAUUAAAUAUUCAUUAAUUAUCUUAUUUAUCCGAACUACUAAAAAUACCAAGUACUUAUCAUCAUGAAGCUCAGUAUUUUUACCUUAAAUAUAUGGGGUUUGAAAUUUGCAUCCAAAGAUCGUAAAGCUCGAGUAAUCGCAUUAGCUGACAGUUUAACAAACAAUGGAUAUGAUAUUGUGUGUCUACAGGAAUUAUGGUGUGAAGAUGAUUACAAAUAUUUAAAGGCAUCUUGUGAUAGUGUAUUUAAAUAUAUACAUUAUUUUCACAGUGGCUUGUUAGGAUCUGGAAUGUGUAUCAUGUCACGUUAUCCAAUAAUUGAUGUCCAUUAUCACUCAUUUAUUUUGAAUGGUUAUUUACAUAUGUUUUGGCAUGGAGAUUGGUUCGGUGGAAAAGGCAUUGGCUUAUGUCGUAUCAAUGUCAAAGGCUUUAUUGUAGAUGUAUACACUACACAUUUACAUGCUUGUUAUAAUGCAUCAAACGAUAAAUACACAAAUCACAGAGUAUUACAAGCUUAUGAAACUGCAAAUUUCAUACGUGUUACAUCUGCUGGUUCUGAUUUAGCAGUAUUAGCUGGUGAUCUGAAUUCUAAUCCUAAUGAAAUUUGUUAUAAGUUAAUAUGUUUAGGUGCAAACUUGAUCGACUCAUAUUCUGCGUGUUUAAACAAUAGUAUUGAAUACACUUACUCUCAUCCUAAAAAUUCAUACAAAGAUGUGAAUGAAGUAAAUGAUCGUAUCGAUUAUAUACUGUACAAAUUUAAUAAAAAGAAUUUAGUAGUUGUAAAUGAACAUAGACAUUCAUUACCACAUCGCGUUCCAGAAAAAGAUUUUAGUUAUUCGGAUCAUGAACCAAUAGAAGCAGUAUUUGAUAUAUCAACAAAUUCAUUGAAUGUUGAAAAUAAUACUACAAUUGAUACAGGUUUAAUACUUGAAAAAGAAUUUCUGAACGUUAUAAAUACUUCUUUGAACAUUUGCAAUGAAAAAGCAGUAAUAAACCCACUAAUAUCAUUAUGGCAUUCUAUAUUUGUAAUCAUUUGUAUAAUAUUAAGUAUGUAUUUGCAACCAGUUUCAUAUACUAAUACUAUUGUUUUUAUUACAUUACUUAUAUUCAUUAUCAUGUGGAUUUAUAACUUUGUUAUAAAACGGAUAGAACAAAAUUGUGUUCGUGGAUUUUGUCAUCAUAUAGAAACAUUAUUUUGUAAUAAAUAA